This is a messenger RNA of Alexandromys fortis (reed vole), 4589 nucleotides long. RefSeq names its product peptidoglycan recognition protein 4 (gene Pglyrp4). Gene Ontology annotation, molecular function: zinc ion binding; N-acetylmuramoyl-L-alanine amidase activity. The record is from RefSeq and is a predicted model, not a curated record. NCBI's taxonomy places the organism in Eukaryota, Metazoa, Chordata, Mammalia, Rodentia, Cricetidae. The transcript is spliced from 9 exons. Bases 349 to 1476 code for a protein of 375 amino acids. Gene Ontology annotation, biological process: peptidoglycan catabolic process.
CCCAGCAGGUCUCACCUGAGUUCCUUUCCGGGCUCUCAACUGAGUUGACGCUGAGUCUCAGGCCUCUGUCCUCCAUCUUUUUUUUAGGGGGGGUCCCUCACUUCCUCUUUUGAGGAAGCUACAGCCUGGGUGCUCCAUUCCUAGAGACUGCCCCCCCCACCAGAGCCAGGGAAAACUGGAAGAGACGCCUGUUAGAGGAGGUACAAGACCAGGAAGCCAAGGCUGGAGGAGGGAACUACCAGCAAUGAGUGGCGAGCUGGCUGGACUCUGACCUGCUGGGCUGGAACGGGACAGAGGGCCCAGGGCUGCUGAGCCUACUUUGUGUCAGUGUCCUGGGACCACCCAAGGAUGCCUCCCUGGCUUCUUGUCAUCUCUACCCUGGUUCUCCUAGUAUGGGGUGAUUCCUCCUGGGAAAAAACACAAACUAAACAGAUAUCAGACGGGCUGCAGCAACUGCUUGGCAACAUCUCCCAGCUCCUGGAGGAAGGGAAAGUACGCCGUGAUGACGUCUUCGUCAUGGUCUCUCGUAAGAAAUGGGGGGCAAGAGCAAGGGGCUGCAGCUCUAAGCUGAGCAGGCCAGCGGAUGUCCUUGUUGUGCACCAUGUCCCUGGGCUAGAGUGCCACAACCAGACCGCCUGUACUCGGAAACUUCAGGAACUUCAGGCCUAUCACAUCCACAACAGCUGGUGUGAUGUGGCCUACAACUUCCUGGUUGGGGAUGACGGCAGAGUGUAUGAAGGCGUCGGCUGGAAUGUCCAAGGAUCACAUGACCAAGGCUUCAACAACAUCUCCUUAGGCAUUGCCUUUUUCGGUGCCCAGGAAGGCCACAGUCCCAGCCCUGUUGCUCUCUCAGCUCUGAAGGGCCUGAUUUCCCACGCUGUGAAGAAGGGCCACUUGUCACCCAGGUACACCCAGCCACUUCUUGUGAAAAGCGAAAACUGCCUGGCCCCUCCACAGAAGGGGAGACAGAAGAAAGCAGGUUGCCCUCACAUUGUUCCACGGUCUGCUUGGGGCGCAAGGGAGGCGCACUGCUCCAAGUUGGCUCUCCCUGCAAAGUAUGUCAUCAUCCUUCACUCCGCUGGCAGAACCUGCAGUCAGCCGGAUGAGUGCCGCCUGCUGGUCCGAGAUCUCCAGUCCUUCUUCCUGGACAGGCUAAACACGUGUGACAUUGGGUAUAACUUCCUCGUGGGCCAGGAUGGUGGUGUUUAUGAAGGAGUGGGCUGGAAUAGUCAAGGCUCCCGCACGGAGGGCUACAAUGACAUUGCUUUGAGCAUCACCUUCAUGGGCAUCUUCACAGGUUCCUCACCCAAUGAAGCUGCUCUGGAAGCAGCCCAGGAUCUGAUCCAGUGCGCUGUGGACAAGGGGUACCUGACCACCAACUACUUGCUAAUGGGCCACAGUGAUGUGUCCAAUACCCUGUCCCCUGGACAGGCAUUAUACAACAUCAUCAAGACGUGGCCUCACUUCAAGCACUGAAGGAGGGUCCUAGCCCAUUCUGAGGAUGCUGUUCCUCCUGCUGGGUAUUCAUCCUCACCUUCCAUGUUAGAUUAGCAUCAUUGUUCUCUCAUUUCAAAGCUUUACCUUGUUCAUUUCCUGGGUUAAGAUGACCAUAUCUUUUCUUGGUGACAUCCACCACUGCCCCCCAAGUUUUGUACACAUAGUCCUGUACUGUCUUCUCAGCCAAGUGAGGUUCCCUAGUUAUCUGCCCUUCUGCUUGGUACUUGGGCAUCUGUGGUUUGUCUGGCAGCUUCCAUUGCUCGUGCACAGCCCAGACAGGGUGCCCUUCCCUCCUCUGCUCACACAGCCAUGUGUGUAUGUGUGAGUACUCCUUUUAUUUAAGGGUUUAGGUUGCUUGCAGGUAUAUCUAUUCUCUUCUGGUUUGUGAAGUUCUUCCAGGGCAGCAGAUGAGUUUUCUCACUGCCAGGUAGCCAAUGCCAGCUCUGUGAUCUGUGUUUAAAUACUAGUAGAUAUUAUAGACUUUUGUUGGAGAAAUGGACAAACAAGUUAAAGACCCCAGUCCUUCUCCAAGAGUGUGCCAUCAUCCCUCUGUGGAAUCCCUGAGGAAAGCACCCCCUCCUCCCAUUGUUCUCUGCCCUGGCACUUCUUGGUUGGAGACUCGGAACUGGCUGUGGUGACGUGUCCAUAGCAGAUGCUGCGUCUCCAGGGUUCCGUGCCACUGUAUCCACUGAGUACUCUGUGUGCCAGAACCACAAGCUUCUCCAAGGCCAAGGCAGACCUGUGCCAACACUUGCUACCCUGUGCUGUGGUCUGCCUGUGUCUGGACUGACCCUGGGGUUCUGCAACUCACCAUACCCUCGUUCUUUGUUGUGUUUAUUGGAAACUCGAGGCAUUGUUUUUCUCUGGGUUAUUCUGCAAAACGGAAGGGAGAGUAAGAGGGAAACGGGAAUAUAUAUAAAGGAAUAUAAUGUAGAGAGUGUCUUGUUAGUUUGAUUAAAUAAUGUUUGGUCUUGUUUUAUAUGCUUUUGUUGCUCUUAUUUUUAAUAAAAAUAAAUACAAAAGCUCUCACUCUUUUUUCCCCCUCUCAUUUUUGCUGGGGACUGAACCUGGAGCCUCACACAAGCUACACACUGAACCACUUUCCUCGUCUUGAAGCUCAUACAUUAACACAGGAGUUUUGUGCUUUUUCCAAACAAUCAGUGACCUUGGUUUCCUUGUCUGCAUUUGCUAUCAGCCUAUUUGUGUAGAGUGCGGGGGGGGGGUCUCCCUAUUCUUCAAGGGCAGGGCAGCCAUUUGUGUAGAGUGCGGGAGGCGGUCUCCCCAUUCUUCAAGGGCAGGGCAGCCAUUUGUGUAGAGUGCGGGAGGGGGUGUCUCCCCAUUCUUCAAGGGCAGGGCAGCAAUUUGUGUAGAGUGCAGGGUUUCUCCCCAUUCUCCAGGGCCAGGGCCAGGGUAGCCAUUUGUGUAGAGUGCAGGGGUAUCCCCAUUCUUCAGGGGCAGGGCAGCAUGGUCAGAUUUGGGGUUUCCUCUUGUCUCCUUCAGCAGGAGGACCUGGCUCCAGGCCAGAGCCUCCCAGAUACUCUUUCUCCAACGUCCUGCCAGUUAUGAACCCUCCACUGUAGAGACUGAGGGCAGGGUCACGUGUUCUAUUUCUCCUCUGCUCUGCUGAAGGAGGUAAGUACACAAAGAGAGACACGGGACUUCUGGAAAAAUGAGAUGGAUCUCUCCAGAUCUCCAGAGCUGAGGCAAAGUGCUGUUAUUCUUGGGGAAGCAGGAGGUAAGAGGCCCUUUGUUUCCUACCUUUUUGGGUGUGGGACCAGUCUUUCUCCCUCCCUUCACUGUCUCCAUCUCUUUAAGUUCUUCCCCAAUCCACAUGAAACAUAAUUAUAGGACUGAGUUGCUGACAUUUUAAAGGAGUAAGUCACAAAACAAUCCCAAAACAGUUUGGAAUUAUGAUUAAUAAAAGGGUUAUUUAUUUAAAGGGAAAAACUUACAGAUCACUGUCCUAGACAACAGCCCCCUGCAUGACCAGGAAAAGCGUCUGGUAUCCAGAAGCGGAGUCUGAAGCAAGAGAGGUAGAAUGUGGCUACUGCUGCUUUUUCCAGCCAGAGAGACCACACCCAAGUGGACUGGUAUCUUAAAGACUAUUGGCUGAAGGAGAGGAAGGAGCUCCCACAGCAACAUUUUCUAUGAGUUCAUUUAUUCCUUCAUAUACCAUCUAAUUAAAAAUAAGUUAUUGAUUGUUAGAUGAUUGUAGUUUUGGAGUCAUUUUCCAGCUCUAUAGAUUCAUUCUCUCCUCUACAUCCUGCGGUAGAGAAGGAGCUCUCUGUGUCUCAGCUCUUCCCUGAACAUCUGUUCUAGGGACGGCAGCAUUAUGCAUCUCCUAGGUUGUGGAGUUGACCCUGACGCCUCAUGUGAAGUGUUUCAGCCAGGGCCCAGCUGGUGAGCCCUCGCUGUUGCUAUGUUGUUAUCGUGGUCUUUCCCACUCCUGUCUGACUCUGCUUCUUGGACAGCAGCUUCGACUUCCCUGUAAGAGUUUACUGUUGUCUGUGUUGGUGACUCAGCUGCAGCCAUAUGAGACAUAGAGGAAGAGAGCAAGGCCUGGUCACACAAGAGAGCAGGUGUGAAGACACCCACGAUGACAGGUGCAGUGAAGGCUGAGUCUCCCUCUUCAUGGACAUUAGUGCUGGCAGAUUAAUAAGUAUUUAUAUAUCCUCAUUGUGUAGUCUUGAACCUGCUGUAGGUGCUGCAGGCAGCAUUCACUGGAGUCACAUGCGGUGACAAGUUCAGAACAACUCUGCACACUCUGACUCAAGAGCCCAGCCCACAGAGACCUCUCAGUGCAACACCUGUGAGCCCUGCCAGAACUGUCUCCAUGAAGUUCAUCACACACUUGAUGCCGAAUGAACUGGAACAAGAUGCCUCUGAAGGGCAGAGCCAUGUAGACUCUAAGGAGAAGAAGGCUGUGCUUAGAGCUGACUGAUGGUGCGCAACCUCCAAAGCCAACAGGUGCUGCAGCAUGGGGAAUCUGCCUUCCCAAUGAUGAACUUAAAUUUUCUGUGCCUUUGUUCAUUCGUUAAUAAAUGGUGAUUAUAUGCCCCCAAAUGUUGUUAUAAAAAGUGAAAAGCAUGUGA